AUGAGUCCAUCGGGUUCAAAUGAAUGGAAAUUGUUGUAUGAGACGAAUGUUGCGAUAUUUGCCGGAAGAUUGUGUGCAAUUUCGAUACAAUCGAUGGAAAUUCCGGGAAAUUUGUGGAAAGUGAGUGGAUUUUGGGGAAUGGGCUGGAAAAUAAAGCUUUAUGAGCUGGAAAAUGAGCAAUUCUAGAUUUUAAUCGAGGAGUCACUAAAAAUUUGAAAAUGAGAGGAAAUUUUAAGCUCAAGACAGAAAUCAGUUCGAAAUUCAUCAAAAAGUUGAUUUUUUUAGUGGAUUUUUCUGAAAAAUCACUCAAAAAAUGAAGAAAAUCUUCAAAAACUUGCAAUUUUAAUCCAAAACAUUAAAAAAUUUGAUGAAGAUCCGAUUUUUCAAUGCAAAAUUCUAGAAAAACUUGAUUUUCAAUAAAAGUUUUCAGCUUCGAAUCUCCUCCUCUUCCGACAUCUCAAUCCUUCUUCAAAACUCUUCAAUUCCUCCCGAAAUCUAUCAAAUUCUUCUUUCUCGUCUCAAAUUUAUCCUAACUUCUCGUUCUGAAGAUUCGAGUUUUAUUGGAAUUCGAAUCGAGCAAAAAACACAGGAAAAAGGAGAAUUUGAAUUAUUAAUUGAGGGAAAUGCAAAAGAUGUGAUGAAAAUUGAUGUGAAAACAGCAGAUUCUGAAGAAUUAUCACAUCAUUUUAUGAAUUGUUAUGCGAAGGAAAAGGUUUGGAAUUUGGGAACUUGAUACGAAAUUCAAAGGAAAUAUGAAAAAAUCAUGAAAUUCCGGUUUUUUUGAGUCUAAACAUUGUUAUGUUCCUUUAAAAUGUGUUUUACGUUGCGAGACCCAAAUCUAGAAAAAUAUGAAUGUUCCUUUAAGUUUCGGAUCUCACUACGAAAAUCCUCUGUUAAUUUUCCAUCAAUAAUUGAUUCCUGAAAAAUAUACGUUUCAAAAAUUCGUGAAGAGAAAAAUUAAAUCUGAUUCUUCGAUAUGUUGUCAACCACGGAUCAUAACCCUAAGAUUUUGAAAAAUCACGAAAUUCUGAUCAUUUCGACUAUAAACAUGCCCAUGUUCCUUUAAAAUACAAUUUUCGUGAUAGGACCCAAAUUUGAUGUUUUUCAGGCACAAAAUCAAGCAAAUUUGGCGAAAAUCGAAAGUUUGUCCAAACAAUUGCAAGCCAAAGAAUUUGAAUGUGAAAAUGUUGGUUUUUUUGCUGGAAAACCUGAAAUUCCAGCCAAAAUCCCCAAAAUUUCAGCUAAAAAUGCGCUGCGAAUACAAAGAGGAGGAAAAUCGCCUGCUCCGUCAAUUAAACGCGUCUCGAACAGCUUCCGCUUCCACUUCCGCGCGGAAACCUUGCGGCGGAUGUGCGCAAGAGAAAUGCAGAUGUUUGAAUGAGGAAGAAGAAGAAGAAGAGGAUCAGAGUAUGGAUGAGGAGGAUGAUGAUGAUUUGGAGGAAGAAAUGGAAGAGGAUGGGGAAUUUAGAAAUGUAAGCUGGGUUUAAGUGGGAAAUUUUGAAUUUUUCAUGAGAUUUGGAGCAUUUUGAGUGGAAAUAUGGGUAUUUUUGGGUGAAAAUUGCUCAAAAUUCUCUGAAAAACCCUAUUUUCCCACAAAUUUUCAGUUUUUCAGCCAAAAAAUGAUUGAUUUUUUUGCAGAAUUCCCUAAAAACUUGGCUAAUGCAACAAGAUCCAUCAACAUUGACUUUGCUUCGAAAUUCAGCUGGAAAUAUGGUUUUGGCUAGAAAAACCCAGCAAAAUGAUCAGGGUAAGUCAAGGAGUCGAGUCUAGAGAACACGAUUGUCUAGGACCCGCGGCUAGAAAUCAUCUCUGGCAAGGAGCCGAGCCUAUAGAACCUAGUGCUCAAGUAACCACGCCUAGAAACCCUAGUUUUCAAGUAGCUGAGCCUAGAGAAUCCGAUUGUCUAGGACCCGCGUCUAGAGAUUCUAAAUUGACAAGGACCCGCGCCUAUAGAACCUAGUGCUUAAGUACCCGCGCCUAGAAACCCUAGUUUUCAAGUAGCGAAGCCUAUAAAUUAGUGUUCAAGUAGCCAAGCCUAGAGAACCUAAUCGUCUAGGACCCGCGCCUAUAGACCUGGUGCUGAAGUAGCCGCGCCUAAAGAUUCUAAAUUUUCAAGGACCCGCGCCUAUAGAACCUUUUUUCAAGUAGCUGAGCCUUGAGAUCUUCUAUGCCAAGCAGCGCAGUUUUCAAGAAUUUAAAUUUUUUGUGAAUAUUCAAUAUUUCUCUCGAAUUUUUGUGAUUUUUUGCAGAACCCUCAACUUCUUCUAACUAUAAAAUCGAUGAAAAAAUGGAUUCAGAAUUGAUGAAAAAAUUGGGAGUUAUUAUGAGAGGUGAGCGAGUUUUUACAAAUUUCGAAAAGUUUGUAUUGAAAACUUCAGCUCUAACAAAUUUCCAAUGAAAUUUUCCAGCAGCUCCAGAAUCUUCUCCAUCUUCUUCAUCUCCAAAUUUUCAAAUCGUCAAAACCGAAUCUUCUGGUCCGUUAACCAUCGAAAAUGCAAACAAUCCCCAACUUGUCUCAACUUCUUCCACCCAAAAUUCAAAUUCGCACCAAAAAAACGUGGUUUUGGGUGUUGUCCAAUAUGUAAUAUGUCAAUUAUGUCCAGAAAAUGAGCAAAAACCGACGGAUAUUUCGAAUUUGCAAGAAAUGGAAGCACAUUUGUUGGAUAAACAUGUCGAUAAGGAGAAAAAACAAUGUGAAGCUUGUCCGACGAAUGAAAUUCCGGCAAAUAAUAUUAUUCAGCAUAUGAGAAUACAUACAAAUAGGUUGGCAAGCGGGAAAUUUGGAUUUAGAGGGAUAUUUUGGCCUAGAAAAACACUUUGUCGGAUCCUAGGCCACCAGAAGUUCGAAAAUUAGUUUUUUCCAUGAAAUUUUGGUUCGGGCCCUUUUUACCUAGGAUUUCUAGUUGAAAUUCCAGUCCGUGGCCUAGAAAGUUAUCUUGUCGGAUCCUAGGCCAUCAGAAAUUUGAAUAUUCGGAUUUCUUAUGAAAUUUUGGUUGGGCAACGUUUUACCCAAGAUUUCUAGCUAAAAUUUUAGUCCGUGGCCUAGAAAGUCAUCUCGUCGGAUCCUAGGCCAUCAUAAAUUCGAAAAUUCGGAUUUAUCAUGAAAUUUUGACCCGGAAAUCUUUUGAUCUUUAGUUUCUUGCUGAAAGUUUAGACCAUGGCCUAGAAAAACACUUUGUCGGAUCCUAGGCCAUCCACCUCGAAUCUCUAAUUUUUCAGUGUUUAUGCAUGUCAACAAUGUGGAAAACGAGGAAAGAAGAAUUAUUUGAGAUCGCAUGUUCGAAUUCAUACUGGAGAACGACCUUAUAGUGUGAGUUUUUCGAGUUAUGACGUGGAUUUUGGAAUUUCUCAUGGAAUUUCAAGCUUUUAGACACCCAUAUUGAUAUACUUUUGAUGAUUUUUGAAAAUUUCGCUACGGGACCCACUACGAUACCAAUAUUUCAAAUUCAUCAAAAGUAUAUCAACAUGGGUGUCUAAAAACCUGAAAUUUUGUGAAAAAUACAGAAAUGACAAUAAUUUACCUUAGAAUUAGCUAGAAAUCUGAUUUUCGAACAUUUUUAAAUAUAAAUUGAGGAAAAAUUGAUUUUCUCAAAGUCUAGACAGUAUUUUAUUUUUUUUUAUCAAUUCAAUCAAAAACCUCCCACAAAAUUUCAAAAAAAAUCAUUUUGACAGAAAAUGAAACUAACUCUAUUUGUUUUUCUGAUAUUCUCUUUGAAUAUUUCAAUUUGUUCUGCUACUUUAACAAAUUGUACAAGAGAAAAUUAUCCGAGAGCUGACGCGAGAAAAGCAUGCAAAUUUAUGGAAUAUGAACAAGAAAAAAGAGGAUUUACAUCAUGACUUUUUAAUUGAUAAACAUUUUUUGCAUUCAUUUUUUGGAGUUGGUGAUAUUUGUAGCCGAUUUUAAGCGAAAUGCUAGUGAUUUUCGGCUUUUUCAUGAAAUUUCAAGCUUUUAGACACCCAUAUUGAUAUACUUUUGAUGAUUUUUCAAAUUUUCGCUACGGGACCCACUACGGUGCCGAAUUUCCAAAAAUCACCAAAAGUAUAUCAAAAUGGGUGUCUAAAAGCCUGAAAUUUCAUGAAAAAUUUGAAAAUUCAAUUUUUUUCAGUGUGAAACGUGUCCAAAAGCCUUCACCGAUUCAUCAACCCUUCGUCGACAUCGGCUAACUCAUACAGGCGAAAAGAAAUAUCAAUGUCCAGUUUGUGGAAGAGCAAUUGCAAGGAAGGAUAAUGUUAAAGUGCAUAUUCGAAGUCACGGAAUUCAUGUCUGA
Molecule: messenger RNA, 4268 nt
Organism: Caenorhabditis angaria
Lineage: Eukaryota; Metazoa; Nematoda; Chromadorea; Rhabditida; Rhabditidae
Source: the annotation of a GenBank genome assembly